Chironomus riparius is the source of this 1202-nucleotide messenger RNA. NCBI's taxonomy places the organism in Eukaryota, Metazoa, Arthropoda, Insecta, Diptera, Chironomidae. The record is from the annotation of a GenBank genome assembly.
GGUUACAGCAAGUUGCAGCGUAUAAGUCGCUGAUGAGAGAUAAAAGAGGCUAAAAGCAGGUUUUUCGCCCUUCUAAGUUGAUAAAUUGAAAGUGAAUUCUGAAAAAGAUUAAAAUUCCAAUUCUAAGUGAAAGAGAAUAAAAAAAAACAUUAAAAAGGAACACGAGAAAAAAAUAAGAUUCUUUUGUUUUCGGGAUAAGAAUAAGAAGAGGAAUAUACAAUAUAAAAAAAAAAUAUAAAUAUAAAGACAAGAACAUCAUGAGAUUAAAUGAAUUGUUUCAAGUUAUUAUCGGAAUAUUCUUGUUUGCACCUAUGGAAUGUGGAAGAACUGAUCACGUUCAUCUAAAAAUACAUGUGCCGGAUAUAAUUCAUAAACAUAAACAUGUAAAGACCAAAUAUGUUCACGUAUUUCAUCCAAAGGUCGUUCACUCUGAGAUUCCUGAACAUUCCAUUUCAUAUUUGCAUGCACGUAAUGACCCAAAUAUUGGAUUGAUUAACGGAGGAUAUCCACAACCACUGCUGAAAACUGCAAAAAAUCGUCAAAAUGAGUUUAAAAUCAGUGAAGAGGAUUUUGUAAAGUGGCGUCAAGAACAGCAAAGGAAAGCUAUUGAAAAGCGACGACGAUUACAGCAGCAAUAUCAGCCGGAUGAUGAUGACGAUGAACAAAAUGUAAAUACACAAGAGUAUGAUGAGCAGGUUGAAGAUGAGGAACAAGAAUCAAAUUAUGAAGAAGAUUUAUAUAAAAAGCAUAAAGCAAAUAAAGCAGCAGCACUGAGCAGCAAAAAGGAGAAGAAGAAACAUAGAAAUCACAAUUAUAAUCAAGACUAUGAUUCCUCAAAUUCUGACAAGAUCUACGCAAAUUUUCCCACACGUAAAUCGAGCAAACGUCCAAUUAGGCCAUCACAACGGAAUCCGCACGAUGAAUCGAAUAAAUUUCAGGUUUAUGGAACAUCGAAUGCUGAUGCUGAAUCGACGAAUGUUCAUCAACAAUUUUUGAAUGUUGAUCCAACAUCUCUUAAUCCAGCUUAUUACAGUACAUUGCCGAAAAAUACAGAGCUGAACAAGCAAGACGACAUCUAUUCCGGACUUAUGUCGAAGAAGUUUAAUAAAAAUAUUGCUGAUAAGUCGAAACUUUUAGCUGAUAUUAAUUAUAGUAGAAAGCAGCAGACCAAAAAUUUAUUACAAAAAAGAAAAGGACAAUAA